AUGAGUGGAGAUGCUUUUCUCGCUCGCAUGGCCUUGGGCCGCUCACUGUACGAACCAGUUCUUGAGGAUGCUGCACGGCCUUCGCCAUUCAUAGGAUCAACUGGCCAACAGUAUAAUGCUCGAGGAGAGCCCAUGUGUCCUGCCACUAUACGCCACAACGAAGCUAUGAUAGCCGCCAAGAAUCAAGUUCUAGCAGCAGUAGGCGUCUGCGAAAAGAGGGAUGAAAUCAUUGAUCAGCUGGAUGAGGAGCUCGUUGAUGACACUCAGCGGGUCAAAUUCACGGAUGAAGAAUGGAGAAUCAUCAAAGAAGGAGAAGACGACUAUGGUGAGCUCAUUAGGAUGACCGCAGAGACUCUACGAAACAUCUUGACCUGGUGGGUGAUGAGUCUACGAAGACGUCUACAAGUAGGCUUCGUCUCGUCAAAUCUCAGCUUCACAGACGUUCUAUCGGGCGAGUGGAAAUCUUUGACUGGUAAUGGAGUGCUCGGCGCUAUUCGGUUUCUCACGGUCGGCGGACUGCCAGAAGUCAUCUCACAAUUAUUCCUCACCUUUGCCGACUGGUACCUGGGUGAGCAAGUUUUGAAGGUCAGCAAGAAGGUCAUUCGUCUCAAAGCCAGCACCGAAAAACGCUUCCUACUUUUGAGAUGUGUCAACUAUGGCUACAAGGCCAUGAACGCCCUAUUGCAUCUUUCGGUGUACUCUCUGAGCUCCUUUUCAUGCUUACAACAGCUUGGUCUCAUCUCCUCAGCAUCUCUUCUACCACCAGCAUCCUGGCUGUUACCAUGGAGGCCUUCUUCACCUCUUCGAUGGGCUUUCUUGAAUGAGGAAACCAAUGGAGGCUUAGAGUUGCGAGGACUCUUACGUUCACCAGCGGUCAUGUGGUUAACAAUGUCCUUGUCUCAACAUUCGGCCUCAUCAGCAUAUGGCCAUGUCCCUCUAUUCGAAUACAACUGUAUUCUCGGACCUCAUAAGCCAACUCUGCCACCACAGCCUGAAACCUCGGAGACCGAUCUUUUGACACCCUUCUCGCGACUCAGGGACAAGACGUUGCAACUUCUAGGCUGGGCACCUGCACCUACCGUCCAAGAGUUAGCGAUACAAGACCUGACGUCAGAGUUGAGCGUACGCAACCAUACAAGAAGAACAGAAAGACCACAGCAUCACACAGCGACACGCUAUAGAGUCACAGAGUUGUCAACGCUACCAUCGAAUCUCCUGGCCUUGAAUCUUGAUUACCUCUUUUGGGCCAUUCUCCUGCUUCCGCUCGAGACAUUACAUCUACGUGGGUUGGCGACUGCGUUUUCCUCGUCUUCUGCGGCAAGGUCGGGUAUUACAGACGGCAUGUCUGUGGGAAUGUUGCCGCCAUCGCCAAUCACAAGAAUGAGUAGAGCGAACAAGAUAGGCUUAUGUUUGGCGUUGGAGUUUACACUGGACACGGCUGUCUGGGGUGGUGCAUAUCUUUGGGCAAAGUACAUUGGUACCACGAGAUAUCACUGGGGACGCACUUGA
Molecule: messenger RNA, 1509 nt
Organism: Aureobasidium subglaciale EXF-2481
Lineage: Eukaryota; Fungi; Ascomycota; Dothideomycetes; Dothideales; Saccotheciaceae
Exons: 2
Coding region: 1-1509 (502 amino acids)
Source: RefSeq, a predicted model, not a curated record